This is a messenger RNA of Sitophilus oryzae (rice weevil), 1330 nucleotides long. Its product is annotated as multiple coagulation factor deficiency protein 2 homolog. Gene Ontology annotation, molecular function: calcium ion binding. The record is from RefSeq and is a predicted model, not a curated record. NCBI's taxonomy places the organism in Eukaryota, Metazoa, Arthropoda, Insecta, Coleoptera, Curculionidae. The transcript has 6 exons. The coding region runs from base 132 to 905 and encodes 257 amino acids.
UUUGUUGUGAUGACGUUUUGAUUUUUAGGAAAGCGAAAAUGACGUGUCUCUCUCAUCUUAGCUAACCUUAUUAAUUUUUAAAAGCGAAUCAAACGAUGCAAAUUUGAUUAUUAUAACUUAAAUAGUUCAAAAUGAAUUCGUUUUUAUUACUGCUGUCUAUCUUUAGUUUUGUAUUAAUCGUUCGUUGCCAAAGAGCUCCGCCGGGUGUAAAUCCUCAACAUUAUCAACAUCAACAGUAUCAAGCUCCUCAACAAUAUCAACAAGUACCACAACAACAAUACCAAGUGCCUCAGCAGCAGUUUCAGCAGGCACCACAGAGAGCACCAACUCAGCAGGUACCACAACAACAGAAUGUACCUCAACAACAGCACAUACCACAACAACAGCACAUACCACAACAACAGCACAUACCACAACAACAGCAAGUACCUCAACAACAGCAGCAGGUACCUCAAAAGCAAGCUCCUCAGCAACCUGUUCAACAUCAACAAGUUCCACAAGCUGCCCAUGAUCAUGCUCACCAUGGACAACAACAUUUACUAAAUGCUCAAAAUAUUGCCCAAGAAAAGGAUCAUAUUGCUGAACAUUUAAAUGUACCACUUGAUACAAGCAAAAUGUCCGAACAAGAAAUUCAGUUUCAUUAUUUUAAGAUGCAUGAUUCAGAUAACAAUAAUAAAUUGGAUGGUUGUGAAUUAAUUAAAUCAUUAAUUCACUGGCAUGAAGAGGGCAGCAAAGAGAAACAGGGACAAAUUGAAGAGAAAAUCUUCAAGGAUGAGGAAUUGGUGAAUUUAAUUGAUCCAAUUUUAAAUGUUGAUGAUGGAAACAGGGACGGAUAUAUUGACUAUCCUGAAUUUAUAAAGGCACAACAAAAAGCCGCCGGCCAACCACAGCAAAAUGCGCACUGACAGCGCCAUUAAAGACAUUUAGUACCUACUUCCACUCAUUACAAAUGAUUAGAAAUAUUUUAGUUUUUUUUCUUAGCCUAAAAGAUACAUUUUUGCGUUCUUGUAAAAGUUUGGUAAUUUUUAGUUAGUAUAAGAAUUUUUUAUAUAUUAUUCAUAUUGCUGUGAUAAAGGUCCCUAAAGCGAUUCAUUAUUUUGAAGUCUCUUAUUCAGUAAAGUGCCGAAUCAAUAUAUUAAAUUAGACCUUAUUUAAUAUAAACUAGAAUAUGUUUUUAUUGAUCUGUCAAAGUUACGUCCAAGAAAAGACUUAUAUGUAUUUUAAUUUUUCUCAAUAAUUUCUUUUAUCAUUAAAUUUCGUUAUUACAAAUUUUUAGGUUGUGAAAUUUUUGUAUGUACAAAUUUGUUUUGAAAUAAAUUUUUUAUAAAGA